AAACAUUUAAUUACCCACCCGCAACCCAUUAAACCCAAACCCACACCCUUCAAAAACAAGAAAACAAGAAAAUUUCAUUUUGUGUUCUUUCGAUCAUCCUCACCCCUCUUUCCAAAAUUCAAAUCCUAAAACCCUAAUUUCACAUAUAAAAAACAAAAUCCCCAAUUUCAAUCCUCUCAUUUCCUUACCUCCAAAACCCUAGUUUUUUAUGUGUAUGUAUAUGUAUUAAAAUAUAUACAUACACAUGCAUAUAUACACUAGAAGGAAGAUGAAGGCUGUUUGUAACAACAACAGUAAAAAAAGUAAUUUAGAUGUCUUUGAUUUCAAAGAUGAAGCCACUGAUUUUGGAAUCAGGAUUCAAUCCAAUAAUGCUAUUGAUAAAUAUACUUUCCUUGCUACUGCGGCAUCAGGAAAGGCUGUUUCAGCUGAGGAGAUUAAGUAUGUUCCGGUUUUAGACAUUGAUGCUUUAGACAUUAAUCACGUGUCUACUACCCUAUUAGAAGAUGCUCCUGAUAGAAUCGUGGCUGGUUCAAAGAAAGCGGUUGUAGUUACUGAACAUCCUUCUGAAUCUAGUCCAGAACUCGGAACUUUUUCUGAAUCAGCGGUCAGUGCACCUGCUGAUGCAGUGGUCAAUGUGGCUGUCACAUCAGCUUCAUGUAGCAAUGUCAAAUCAAAUUCGCUAGUUGUUGAUUCUUUGCCCAGUCUACCUGAACAUGAUGAGGCAGGUGAAAUGGAUCCGUGUGAAAAUGGAAGUGUAUCUGAGAGAUCUCCCUCUUCUUGUGGCGAAGCUGACAGUGAUGGUACUGGACCUUCAUCAGAUCACUGCAUUGAUGAGUGGGAACCGGAGAGUGAAGAUAUGGCAACAGUUGUCUUCUAUCCUGAUUACCUGACGUACGGUACUAGUUAUUAUACAGAUUCUAUGAUAUCUUUUACUAGUGAUUCCAUAGAAAUGGAGGGUUCAACCGGAGAUGGAGAUGACGACACUGUCAAAUGCAAAUGGAGUAUUAAUGAUAUACUCCAUAUCCGCUCUCAUUGGUAUAGCCAGCUUGAGUUGGUGAAGAUUCAUGUAAUUACAAAGGAUAAAUUAGAGGCUGAAAUUGUUGAAUUCUCUUCAGGCACUGAAUUGAAAUUUGCAGUUCCUGGGCCUGGAUGGCACGAGAGAUUUGAAGAAAUUGCAUCUUUGAAUGUGAUGUACAAAGCUUUAUGGAGCAGCAUGUUUGAGCCAGAAGAUGCAGUAAUUAGACACUCUGGAGUAUCUUCUUCAACAUCUCUUCCCAAAUUUGAUCCGCCUUUUGAGGAGGUUGUGUAUCCAAAAGGUGACGCUGAUGCGGUGGUUUUAAGCAAAAGAGACUUUGAUUUACUGCAACCAGACACAUUUGUCAAUGACACCAUCAUUGACUUUUAUAUCAAGUACUUGAAAAAUAAAAUCAAGCCUGAAGAGAGGCAUAGGUACCAUUUUUUCAACAGUUUUUUCUUCCGGAAGCUAGCUGAUCCAGAUAAAGAUCAACUUGAUGCUUCUCAAGGGAAGGCUGCUUAUCAGCGUGUCAAGAAAUGGACAAGAAAAGUCAAUCUCUUUGAGAAAGAUUAUAUUUUUAUCCCUGUAAAUUAUAAUUAUCACUGGAGUCUUAUUGUCAUUUGUCAUCUCUGUGAAGUGGCUACGCAUGAAGGUGAAGAUGCGAAUGAGUCAAUUAGGGUUCCAUGUGUUUUGCAUAUGGAUUCUCUCAGAGGCAGUCAUUCUGGUCUAAAAGGUCUUGUUCAAAGUUAUCUUAGGGAAGAGUGCAUAGGGAGGCAACAGGUGGCAUCUGAAGACGUCUGCUCAAAAUUUGAUAACUUGAGAUUCAUUUCUCUAGAGUUACCGCAGCAGCCAAAUUUAUAUGAUUGUGGUCUAUUUUUGCUCCAUUAUGUAGAACUUUUCUUGGAGCAAGCUCCUCUACAUUUUAGUCCAUUUAAGAUCAUAAAUAGCUCCAAUUUUUUAAAUGUGGAUUGGUUUUCACCUGCUGAAGCAUCUCUGAAAAGAACAGUUAUCCAAAGAUUAAUUUGUGAACUGCUGGAGAAUCCUUAUCAUGAAUCUUCUUCCGCUGCUGGUAAUGAAGAACGGUGCUACCUCAGUUUUUCAACAACAAAUGUCUACAAGGAUUGUGUUGUAAAUUUAUCUCCAGAGAGAUGCAAGCAAUCAACCCCUCAUCAAAAUUCUCAUGUUGCUCAUGAAAUUGGAAUCUCUUUAACACCAUCAUCAUCUGUACAAUGCGUUGACGAUCCUACCAUGACUUCCAAGUUAUCUUUUCAAUCAGGGCUGUUUUUAGAUACACCUUUUCAAGGCUUCAACGAUGCAACUACUUUUGAGGAGUUAAAGGGGUCUGAGCAGGAAGUUGUGGAAGGUGAUGUGCAGUUUGUUUAUACUCAAACGGAGUCUGGAAUCCAACAAGCAAAUGGAAUCAUACCCGAAGAUCUAUAUUCAUCUCAAGAUUUUAAAACUUUGGAACCUUGGCAAGUGCCUGGGAUCAACCUUGAAACAUUACCAGAAGCGUCAACAUCCGUGUGUGAGGAUUCCCCAGAACUAGUUAAGGAAAGUCAACUUGAUUCAGAAAUUUUUUUGAGGCAAAAUAUAGAUAAAACUAGAUCACCAAUACACAACACAUUGUCAGAACAUGUUCAUAUGGUUGAUGUUAAUGAAGGUGACGAUCCUAGAUUUCCUGAUAGUCAAGGUACUUCUCCCACUGAUUCCGUAACUUCCCCAAGGUUGAAAUCAGAUCUGCAGAACCCCACCAAAAAGAUGCGAAUGGAAUGUGAAGCUCUGUGAAUAGUGAUGUGGUAACUGGUAAACCAGGAUUAGGAUUGAUGCUAAUAUUUUAUUUGGAGGGGGGUCUCUAUGGUUUGUGUAAGAAUGGCGAGUGGAUCCCAUCAUAAUUUAGGUCUAUUAAACGUUUUGGAUACUUUCAUGUCAGCUUUAGAGUACAUAAUCUAAUCGUAUGGUUGUAAAAAGGCAAGUCAUUUCACAAACACGGAACAGCUGCUCUGGUGGUCUAUUUUUCGAUUUUUCUUUCUUUCUGAAUUUAAUGGAAGUAAGUUCAUUAGUGGAAAAAAUUCUUGGAAACCGUAGACAAAUGAUUUUUUAUAUCUUGUUUUCUAAAUUUAAUGAAAUAUUCUAACCAUCAAAUUUUUCAAUUUA
This is a messenger RNA of Erigeron canadensis, 3169 nucleotides long. Its product is annotated as probable ubiquitin-like-specific protease 2B. Gene Ontology annotation, molecular function: cysteine-type peptidase activity. The transcript is spliced from 16 exons. Gene Ontology annotation, biological process: proteolysis. The record is from RefSeq and is a predicted model, not a curated record. NCBI's taxonomy places the organism in Eukaryota, Viridiplantae, Streptophyta, Magnoliopsida, Asterales, Asteraceae. Bases 245 to 2800 code for a protein of 851 amino acids.